Molecule: messenger RNA, 510 nt
Organism: Suillus subalutaceus
Lineage: Eukaryota; Fungi; Basidiomycota; Agaricomycetes; Boletales; Suillaceae
Product: kinase-like domain-containing protein
Exons: 7
Biological process (GO): protein phosphorylation
Molecular function (GO): ATP binding; protein kinase activity
Source: RefSeq, a predicted model, not a curated record
UGCGGCGCAAGUUCGGAUGAGGUCGCGGUCAAAUCCCCACGAUUCCCGAACCUGAGCGAUCGUGAAUUUGUUAGAAUAAACAAGAACCUUGACCGCGAGAUCGGUAUAUGGGCCACGUUGAAGCAUCAAUAUGUAUUGCCUUUGCAUGGCACCGUAGAUCAGCAGUUUGGCCCGUGUCGCGCAUUGGUUUCUCCCUGGAUGCCGAACGGGACUUUGAACUCUUACCUUAAUCGCGUGCAUGAGACCCUCUCGAUGAUGGAUAGGCUUCUGCUGCUUAAACAAAUUGCCGAGGGGCUCCAGUAUCUCCAUGGCCAAGACGUGAUACACGGUGACCUCACCAACGUAAUGGAAUCAUCUUAUAGUGAUUGUAGAAUAAUGUUCUGGUUGCUGCCGAUGGAUCCCCUCGUCUUGCAGAUUUUGGUAUCUCCAAUAUCAUGGCACAAUCUAACCCUGCCUUUUCCUACCACACCGGUGCAGUCCUAUAUGGGAAACAGCCUUACUGGUGGCUGA